AGGCUAUCACGACGAUAUUCCGCCAAAAAUGAAUCCCGGCGUGGCGGAGCACACGAGACUCGACGACGAUAUCAUAGAGAAUUCUACAGAAUUUUCUCCACCCGAAAGGACAAUCUCUGGAAUUACUAUGUCCAAAGGAUCGCCUUCUUCACCUUGGUGGAACAGCAAACGAUUACGCUUAGAUGAUACCUGCAAUAACAAUUUGAACAGUACUUUGAAUAGUGCAUCUAAAAAUAAUGCAAACUGGUCUUGUGCCAGUGAUGGAAAUCUUGUGGAACCAGAAAUGUUAGCGGAUAUGGGUGUCAGCAUGUUAGAGAAUGAAGCUUCCAGUUGCGAAAGAGCCAAUAAUUCAGAAUCUGUAGAACGUACUUCGCCUAUUAGCUCAGAAAAUAGUAAAAAAUGUAAUAAAAGUAAUAGUUUUGACAGUCAAGAAAGUAUUCAUAGAGCUUCCAGCUUUGAUACCGUUAUUGUAGAUAGAUUGGACCAAGAUCCGUACGAGUCGGAUGAACCGACAGCAUAUUCCAACAUGAAAAAUGAAUCUGGCUAUUCCUCUAGGACCGAGGCAGAUAAUUUUAUCAAUACAAAGGGAACCUUUUGUAAAGACGAUCUUAAUGCUUCUACCGAAAAAAGUAGUUUCGAGCAGUUUUGCCUGUACAGAAGAAAAAGAAAAUCUUCGUCCGCAGGCGAGGAUAAAUUUAACAAAUUGUCCGAUGAGAUGAUUUUAAUGAUAUUGAAAUGGCUCCCGAAGAAAUGUCUGGUGCGUUCCAUGUUGGUUUGCAAACGAUGGUGUCAAAUAGCCCGAGACGAAGCGUUAUGGAGUAGAUUGGAUCUAGGUGGUAAAGUAUUAAACGAAGGCACGUUGGGGCACAUAUUACCACGGGGUGUUCAAAUACUUCGACUUGCUCAAGCAGAGAUUGCAGAUCCUGUGUUUCUCGAAAACAGCGAGGUUCUCACUGACGGUUACGUUAGCAAAUUACAAUACUUGGAUCUCUCGAUGGCAGUAAUCUCUCCGGAUGGAUUGGCCAUGUUACUGUCUCUUUGUAAAUACCUUAAAAAGUUAUCUCUAGAAAAAUGUAUAGUAAACAGAUCGUGUUGUAAAGCUAUCAGUGAAAAUAACGAUCUAGAAACAUUAAAUUUAACGAUGUGCGAGGGUAUGGAUGUCGAGUGUAUCAAAGAUUUAACGAAACUAAAGAACUUGAAUGCCGUUAAUGUGGCAUGGUGUGGUUUAGAUGCCAAGGCUAUGACCCUACUUUGUAAAUCUUUACCUCGAACCAUUACGCGUUUAAACAUAGCCGGAUGUAGAAAAACAAUGACAGACGAUAACAUUACCGACUUGGUGAAAAGUUGUCCAGACAUGGUGGAAUUGGACCUGAGCGACUGUACUAUGCUUACAAUGAGCACUGUUCGUUGUAUAUUAGACCUAUCAAAAUUAGAACACCUUUCGCUAAGUCGAUGUUACGGUAUACCCCCAUCUGCAUACGUAACAUUGGCGUACAUGCCAUCUUUGUUGUACUUGGAUGUCUUUGGUUUGAUACCAGAAUCGGUACAGAAAACUUUACAAGUUACCUGCGGUGAGACCCAACUUAACAAGUUCCUAUAUAGUUCCGUUGCGAGACCAACGGUUGGUGUCCGAAGAACGAGUAUCUGGGGGCUUCGAGUUAGAGAUUAAAAUAUGCGCUGUAAUGUUCUUUCACGAGUAAGAGUAAUGCUAAAGAUCAAGUAAAAACCAAAGUAAAACUGAGAUGUACGUGUGCCUUUCCGCAAACUGUCUUCUUAUCAAGAGACUGAUUUUACGAUACUAUUGAAAUAAAAUUAAAGCAAUAUACCAUUCGUUUAUCCUCUUUUUUUUAUUUUUUUUUUUUUUUUUAUUUAAAUGAAAUGUGUAAAGAGAGGAAGAUCUUUUUUGUGAUUAAUGGUUACAUGUAUCGAUAGCAAAAGUAUCAAUUCGGAGUCGGAUGUCAUUUUACGAAGCCGUCAGAUUUUCAUCAUUGACGCUACACAAUGUACUUAAUUGUUUGUAUCAUUAUUCUAGAAGGAACCUCAGUACACCCAUGCUAUAGUUGAUUCGAAUCACCUUAGCUUAAAUAGAUUAAUAGCAAUGUUUAGCGUUUUUUAGGUAAAAUACUCGAUGAAUGUACCAUUUAUCUACCUGGUGGGGCUGUGUGAGAAUAUUUUAUCUAUAUUCUUAUUUUCUCUUAUGUACAUUACUGACAACGAUAUACACUGUAUUCUUACUGAAUAAUUUGUCUUACAAUUAGAUCGAAUCUUUUUCACGAAUAUCGAAUCUGAGAACAGAACAGAUUCUUGUUAUUCCAGUAGCAAAUUUCGUCCACGGAGACCGAAGGAUGAUUUAAAUAUACAAAUUGUGAUUACGAAAC
Molecule: messenger RNA, 2378 nt
Organism: Osmia lignaria (orchard mason bee)
Lineage: Eukaryota; Metazoa; Arthropoda; Insecta; Hymenoptera; Megachilidae
Gene: Skp2
Product: S-phase kinase-associated protein 2
Biological process (GO): SCF-dependent proteasomal ubiquitin-dependent protein catabolic process
Cellular component (GO): SCF ubiquitin ligase complex
Molecular function (GO): protein binding
Source: RefSeq, a predicted model, not a curated record